AUGCAGAGCACUCACGAGAUUAUACGCCGUCGUGCCUCUGUGGUUGAGCGUCCGCCGGCGGACCCCCCGGCCACCACGACCACCACGGCUUUUACACCGCAACCUGCCGCCACCCCGAGAUCCUCAUAUUUCAAGCCUUCAGAAGCCCAAAUGGAGACUUUGAUCGCAGAGAUGGAGACCACAGAGGCAGUGACGCCUCCUCCGCCUACGCCAUCAACCCAAGAACGUUUCUCGCGCGCGUCACGUUCUGGUUCGAACGCAUCGCGCAACACGAACCGACUCUCACUCACCCUUCCCAUUGCACCACCAACCAGCGAUCCUUCUCGCCCAGCUUCCGUCGCGACGACAUCUUACCCCCCGACGCCUGUCGACAGCUCGACCAUCACAUCACCCUCAGAUCCCAAUGACUUCAUCAUUGCGAUAGCAGCGCAAGAGCGACGUGUCUUGGAGAUUCGCGAAGAACUGGCCCGCGCCGAGGGUGAGCUGACGAGACUGAAGCAACAGUGGACUAUCCAAGGCGGUCAACGAAAGAGGGAGAUUCGUAAUGAGCCAAUGCGUCCCUUGGCACCUCAGUUUGAGCCAUCAUUACUGGAUGAUGACGAGGCAGGCUUGAAACGAAGCGUUGAAUUGGAUAGGAGGAAAUCGCUCUUGAGAGAUUUGCAGGGACAGACUGGGCCCAGAGAAUAUCGACGAAGAGUCCUCCGUGGCGGGCACACGAGGACCCUCUCACUACUGUCACCGACCAAGCCGGAGGGCUUUGCUGUGCAUGAGGAUACCGCAAGUCUGGGAUCGCCAGAGAUCCGUUCACCGCUUAUGCUGUCCCACGCUGCGCUUUCCAAGAGAGCAUCAUGGCAGCCGCGCUCAUACAACACAGCUGUUCCCCCUGUCGCGAAGCAAAUGGCACAGGACUUUAGGCUAGGCCUGUGGAGCUUCAUGGAGGAUAUCCGACAAGCCACAGUCGGUGAUGAGCCCAUCAAUGGCGUUCCCGGACGCCCAGGCUCAACGGACCCUCAUGGCAGAAGAUCGUAUGCUGGCGACCAGGAGACCAUCAAGGCCAACAGCUCUUCUCGCAACAGGGUCCCGGUGAAUUCUGCCUUUGACUUGCCGCCGAUGGACACGCCUAGCAAGCCGUCCAAGGCGUUGCAGGAAAGGCCGAACCCUAAGCCUGCAACCAAGUCCACAACGACGAAGGCCAAGCACUUCUCAUGGACCCCGUUGACUUUCGACUCCUUCGAUGACAACGACUGGUCCAACUGGGACUCGCCUCAGCCGUCCUCGGCCAAGCCAGCACGCUGGAGUGGAUCGACCGUUGGUGGAGCAGAGGACCUCGCGUCAAUGACCGAGACCAACGACGAGAAUGUGACUCCACUUAAGAAGAAGUCGUCCAUCACCAUUGACACAUCGGCUGCGCGGCCCGAGCCUCGACCUGAGUCAGCCCUCUUGUCUCCCGCAAGGCUGGAGGAGCUUCUGCCAACCGUCGUCAAUAAGCUGUCACCCGGCAAUCUCAAGCGAACAGCCAACAACCUCAUGGACGAGUGGGAGAAGAGUCUGAAAGAGCAAGACGAAGAGGAGCAGCUCAUUGACUUCAAGGAGACCACGGCUUGA
Colletotrichum phormii is the source of this 1605-nucleotide messenger RNA. RefSeq lists its product as uncharacterized. The transcript has 2 exons. The record is from RefSeq and is a predicted model, not a curated record. NCBI's taxonomy places the organism in Eukaryota, Fungi, Ascomycota, Sordariomycetes, Glomerellales, Glomerellaceae. The coding region runs from base 1 to 1605 and encodes 534 amino acids.